Moesziomyces antarcticus is the source of this 1065-nucleotide messenger RNA. RefSeq lists its product as uncharacterized. The coding region runs from base 1 to 1065 and encodes 354 amino acids. The record is from RefSeq and is a predicted model, not a curated record. The transcript has a single exon. Lineage: Eukaryota; Fungi; Basidiomycota; Ustilaginomycetes; Ustilaginales; Ustilaginaceae.
AUGGACACUCUCAUCACGCGCUACAAGGACAAGCUCGAUCGCAAAGAUGACCGACGCCGUCUCAAGGACAGGCCUUUGGAGCAGCCCGGUCCUGCGUGCCAAGAUUCGAGGCCAAAUCGAAAGUACUUUGCCGAUCCACCGGCCUCACUUCCGCCUCCGCUCGUGAAGCCCGUCUUCAUCCCGCAGCGCAGACAGGCGGAUCGGCUGCGAGGCUUCCAGCUGCUCUACGCACCGGAUCUGGCCGCCAGUGGCGUCACAGAGCCUGAAUUCGUCCACUUUCUCAACACGCUCAACGCCGCCAUUGGGUUCGACAACAGGGUCAAGAUCUUGAACUUUGCCGUGGACGUCGGCACGCUUGCCUGCAGCUCGUGGGAGGUGCUUGUGGCCACUAUUGGUGCACAAGCUCUGACCACCACCGCAAUGCACGUAAAGAGCCGUGCCAAGAGUCAAGCGUACAUUGCCCACGCCAACCAGCGCUACUUUCAUCCGCGCGGCUUGCAUGCUCAGAUUGUCCCUGUCUCCAGCGUUCACGCCGUGUCCUCGCCAUCGAAUGGCGUUCAACAGGAGGAGACAGCACUCGAACCAAGCACUUUCCAGUUCAGCCUUGGCUCGCCCAACGUCCUCCCGCUAGAUCACCCCAAGGCCAAAGGCGGACUCUUCAAUCUGAACAAGCGUCCGAUCGACUACGAUCCGUUCGACUACGGUCCUGGCUACGCGCGAAUCCUGCCGCACCAGUAUGCUCCCAUACGACCAUCUGAGAUCCAGAUCCCCUCCUCUUCGCUGGUCGACAAGAUGGCGGACAAAGUAGAGAGCUACAAUGUGUGGCAAGACCGACUUCCCGCCAAGAAGAGUGUUCGGCGGGAGAAGAAGCGGCAAGACACGAUCGGUCGAAUCCGCUGCAGCGAGGGAGAAGCCGGUGUUCUGGAAUUCUUGCGGAAGGAGGAAGCUCGCCACGAGGAACAGCUGGACAAGAACAAAUUGCAACAACUCAUGGACCGGAACAAGGUCAUCCUCGUCGUUGUCAAUCUCGACUCUCGAGCGACCGGUCGCCAGCUCACCGAAUGA